UUUACAGCGAAAGGCGAGCCCCCUUCUCUCUCUCUCUCUAGUCUCUGCUCUCCAUCUUCUGCAAUCUCUCUCGUAGCCGGCUUCGAAAUCUAGGUUAGUAAUAUCUACAAGUCUGUGAAUAUGGCAGAACCAUCCAAGGUGAAAUCUUCCUCUGCCGAUCAAAAGAAAAAAAGCUCAUUUCUAGAUGAGGAAAUUGGUGACGAUUUCCUCAGCUCCUGGAAAUCCAUGUCAGUAAUGAAAGAUGACGGGAUGGAUUUCAGCCUUGAUACAGGGGCCAAAAGCAAGAAGAAAGUGUUUGACUUUGAUAAGCUGGAUAUGGAUUUCAAUCUAGAUGGUGACUUCGACAAGAUAUCAUCUUUCAAAAUGGACAUGUCAGACCUUGAUUUAUCAAGCCCUCCCAAAAAAGCUGCAAAAACCAAGGAAAGAUCCGAAGAAGAACCCUCCGGAGGAAGCCGUCAAGGGAAACAAGACACAUUUAAAUUCUCCUUUGAUUUCAAUGAUAGGUUGGAUAGUUUUGAUCUCGAUUCAACUUUGUUGAAACGAGAAAAGAGUUCUAAAAAGAACCAAGAUAGCAGCAAAGAGGUUGUCUAUGAUGGAGCUGGGUGUGGAGGCUCUAAAGUCGACCUAGCUGAAGGGAUUAGUACCACAUCAAAGAUUAAUACUUUGUUAGUUGAUCCGGGGAAUACUAAUUCUAUGAAUGAACUUGCCUCAAAGUCUGAGACCUCUGGAAAUUUUGAAUUGCCUUCUGGUCCAAGAUGUCAAGAAAAUAUAAUGUCUAAAAGCAUAGAAGGGUCAAAUCAACAAAGCCACUUACCUGAGGAGACAAUGCCCAUAGAACCAUAUGCUGAACAGACAAUACAUGAUCUGCCUGCUGAACUUGUAGGAGGAGUUGAUUUGAAUGGGGAUGCUAGUGUAGACGGAAAGAAUGGUGGCUGUCCUCAGAUCAAAAAAGUAAAUAUCAUUUCAAGUGGAAAAGAAGCUGUUAAUGACAAAAUGAUGAUAGAAGAUGGUCCUAAUCAUGAAGACUUUCCUUUUAAAAAUUCAUCUCCAUUAGAUAUUGGUAGAUUGGGGAGCAGUUAUGGUGAUAGGAGCAUGUCAGACAGUGAUACUUUGACAGAAAAUGAUGAACCAGCUAAAGGUGAUUUAGAUAAUGGAGAGACUUUGGCUUCAGUGGUCUCCAGGAAGACACCGCACAACAUCAACAGUAUCAAGGGAACCCAAAACUCAAGUUUAAAGCUUCCAUUGUCUACACAGGCCAGUGAAUCUACAGUUGAUAAAGUUACGCUGAGAAAGGAAAGCAGGGCUGGAGAACUCUGCUCAAAGAUUUCUAGGGGAUUGGAAAACACUGGACCUCAGUUGUAUCAACCGCCAUUAAUAGGAGGAAAAUCUCUCUCGUCUGGAAACAACAAAGUUGGUUCCAUGUAUAUAAGCCCUGCACUUGAGAAAGGGGUGGGUGUCAAUGCUAAUGCUGCACAAUAUGGAACCAAAUUGCUCACUACCCCGGUGUUAGUUGAUAAAGAAACAAAAGUCAGACCUGUAAUACCUGGAAGGGAGGGCUCUGAAUCUGACGGUGUACCAAAAGAGACCAAACUAGUUGGGGAUCCACAGCUGUGUUACAAACAAGUAACAGAAAGGGAACCUGUAGUAGGAAGUGAGCAGAGAAAAAAUCCUAAAGAUCUCAGGGUUCAAGUGAGUUCUUCCAGCUCAACUGAUAAGACAAGAAAACAUAGUAGUCAAAGUGUCAAACCUAAGAUCAUGCUCCCAAGCGUGGAGCCAAUAAGGAAAUCAAAGAUCAUUACUGCUGAAGGGAAUAAACAUGGUCCUGACAAACCUGCACAGAAGAAAACCGACAUCUCAACCUGGAAAAUAUCCAAGAAUAUUGGUGGCAAUAAACCUUUUUUGAAUGCUCCACCUCAAAAAGAAGUUAAAACCCAGAGGAGUUCAGAGCAAAACAAGGAUCUGCAUUGCAAUGUGGAAUUGAAAACUAGGCAGAUUGUUGAUGGCAGUGAAAAAAUGCCACAAAACCUUUCCCUGAAACGAAAAGCAUUUGAGGGAUUAAAUCCAGGUUUAGCAUCCUUGAAGCCUCUAAAACGCCUCUCUCUGUCGCCAAGAGAAACCAGAAAUUUCACAGAACCUUCAAAAGGAACUGUUGAACAGGUUUGCAUUCGUGAGAACCAUUUGGAGAUCAAGACUAAGAGCCCAAGCUCUAGAGUUGGUAGAAUGGUGAAUGUGAUGGAACUUGAAUUUACUUCAGCAAUGGAGACUGGUGAAAAUGUUGAAAAGGCUGAAGCAUAUACCAAGGAGCUUGAAGAUAUAUGCAAUAUACUGAAAAAGAAACAUGAGGAAGCCAAAGAAAUGCUUGUAAGAGCUGUUGUGAACAACAAUAAUCUACUGAUGCUUAACCAUCCCAUCUAUGAAGCCAAGAUAUCCUUUAAAAGUUUUUUAGCUGUUAUUGUGUUGUCUUUUUGUCUGCCAUUUUGGUAUAAAAAUAAAGUUGAACAUUCCUUCACAACUGAGAACAUUCAUAAAGUUCAGAAACUUGCUGCUACACUGGCAUACAAGGAACUUCAAGCAUGUUGAAGAGGACCACCAGUGGGUCAGAUAAAGGUACAUAUUAUAUCAUGUUGCCUGCUUUGGUUGAGACAAAGCCGUUCUUCUGAACAAUCCAGCCAACAUGGGCAAAAAUUCAAAUGGGAUGCUUCAUAGGGAUUAGUUAGCAAACUCGCUCUCACAAUUUCUUCUCUUAAAUUGAACUGUUGGAAUCUGCACAAUAUCAUACCGGCUGAAUAUAAUGACAGUGGUUAGUAGCAUCCUUUGUAUUCUAGACUUUCUAGUUGUGCUCUCUGUUCAUGUUUUCCCUUGCUUAUCAGAUUUACUCUGUUGUUACCAGCUAGGAUAUUAUCAGGUUUCACUAGAUUCUGUUAAAUGAAUAAUCCUAAAAUCAGGGCAUUUACUCUUUAAGAGUGCUAAUGUAUAUAUCACUUUCUCUUGUGUG
Messenger RNA from Rosa rugosa (rugosa rose), 2995 nucleotides. RefSeq lists its product as uncharacterized. Lineage: Eukaryota; Viridiplantae; Streptophyta; Magnoliopsida; Rosales; Rosaceae. The record is from RefSeq and is a predicted model, not a curated record.